This is a messenger RNA of Pocillopora meandrina, 144 nucleotides long. The record is from the annotation of a GenBank genome assembly. Lineage: Eukaryota; Metazoa; Cnidaria; Anthozoa; Scleractinia; Pocilloporidae.
AUGGUGGCUCAAAUUUGCACAUUCCAAAGACCUCUGCAUCAAUUGUCUCAUCCAUGGCCAUACUGUUAUUUCCUGCCCCAAGGCAAGUUUUUCUCAAGUGACUGGAUCUAAGGGAGUUCAUUUGAGCUAUCUUCAUCCCUGUAA